Messenger RNA from Pleuronectes platessa (European plaice), 1978 nucleotides. RefSeq names its product retinal degeneration 3, GUCY2D regulator (gene rd3). The record is from RefSeq and is a predicted model, not a curated record. The coding region runs from base 159 to 806 and encodes 215 amino acids. The transcript has 3 exons. Lineage: Eukaryota; Metazoa; Chordata; Actinopteri; Pleuronectiformes; Pleuronectidae.
AACCAUUUCUCUUCUCUUUGCUUUUCACUCAAUCUCUGCUCCCCCGACGACUUUUCUGAUUCUGCUUCACUGGGAUUUUGUUUCUCGUGGAGUCCGACACAAACUUAAGGAAAAGUAGAAAAAGAAAAAGAGGAGUGGACUGUGAAGGAGGAUCCGCCAUGGCCUCCUGGUUCAGCUGGAAUGAGCCUUACUACCGGAGCCCCCGGCGGGACCCGGCCGACGUGGUCACCGACACCCUGAUGCUGGAGUUCAACUGGCAGCUGAAGGAGGCCGAGAGGCAGCAGAAGGAGAGGGAGAGCGAGUACCGGCGCCUGAAGACCGGGGUGGACUACAGCUGGCUGGCCAGCACCCCCCGCUCCUCCUACAGCAUCCCCACCGGCGAGAGGCUCAGCCUGGAGGACAUCUGCUCCAAGGUGCCGCCCUCCUGCUGCGGCCUGGUCAUUCUCAAGUUCAGGGAGGCCAUGCAGGCCAACGAGCCCGAGGUGCAGGAGGUGUCGGACCUGUUCCGCUCCGUCCUCCUCGAGGCUCUGGACCACCUGAAGGAGGAGCAGGAGGCGCAGCGGCUCGCCCGCCAGUGGAACAACAAACGGGCCAUGAGCGUGUCCCUCGUGAACUUCAGGUCCCGGAUCAAGAUCAACCCCUUCGGCAGCACGGUGGGCCUGACCUCCUCCGCGGCCGAAGGCGCCGGAAUGAGCGACCUCAAGACGGUGUCCGAGGAUGUGGAGAGGGGGACGGAGAAGGAGCAGCGGGUGUGGAGCAUGCCCGACUUCAGGCACAAAGGAGCCAGCAGCAGCAGGGUUGUUUGACAGUGGGGCCUUCAAGAGACGAAAUUCUGAGGCGGGACAGAUGCUGACCUCCUGACCUCUGCUGUUGAACGUCCAGUUUGCAUCAGGCGACGGAGGAGGAGUCCCAUCAUCCUCCUGUUCUCCCAGUAUGAGAGCACGCAGCAUUUCAUCGGCUGAAAGGAGGAUGUCAGAGCCUCUGAUCCUGGACUAAACACUUGAAGGAGUUUCAAGGUUUCAGGAGAUAAUCACCUCUUUAUAUUUUGUAGAUUCUUGGCAUCUGAGCACAAAGAGAUAUUUACUGUAGCUUGGUUCUGAUGUUUAUCUCAUUUAAAGUCUUUCACGUUGCAGGAGAGAAUGAUUGUGUUAAAUCAGACAACACUCGAUGCCUGAGAGGGGAAUGAUGUUCGAGGACAGAAUGUGUUGCAUGAGAUUUCUGUGUAUAUGUAUUUCUUCCAGUCCAAUUCUAGAUAUUUCAUUUUCAACAUCAUUCAGAGACUGAGUCAUACUCCCUCCACUUUCUAUUCUCACUGCAGCAGCAGCACAAUAAUCUAUGAUCCAAGGUCAACAAACUGAAAGCUUUCAUUCAGUGUUCUUCGUUUGUGACACAAAGGAAAAGACUCAAAGAAACCAUCUCUAAAUGAUAUCAGAUAUAUUUUUUAAACCAAACAUGUCAUAGAAAAAUCUUUCCAGCAGUUUAUUGCUGUUGCUUCUCUAUCACACAGUAAAGUUCAACGAUACACGACAGGUUUACUCCAUCAGUCAUAUAAAGCUUCCAAAAUGGUUUGAUACAAUGAGGGCGAAAUGGUGACUGUGUUUUGUUUUUCAGUUUAAUAAAAUAACUGAUACAUUAACAGAAGUGACAGAAUUUGGGGAAUGAAUGUAAUGAGUUUGUCGUACAUCAAACACAACAUACGGGUAAGUUCUCCUCAUUUCAAACAGAAUGUACACAUCAAAAAGUAGAAUAUCAGUUCCCACUGAUAACAGUGUGGUUCCCAUGGCCGAGUUUUACUGUGGAAACAUGACAUUGAGUUUCCUAAUAAAAAAAUACACAGUCCUAUACGUAGUAAAGUUGACGUAGUAAAGUAAGUGUUAAGAAAUUAUUUUACUCUUUAAAGGAGAACUUCACCAAUUCUACACAUUAGCGUCUGUUAACGGGUCACGAGGAGAACUAAUUGACUGUGGGAUCUGAUAAA